Molecule: messenger RNA, 648 nt
Organism: Yamadazyma jaroonii
Lineage: Eukaryota; Fungi; Ascomycota; Pichiomycetes; Serinales; Debaryomycetaceae
Source: the annotation of a GenBank genome assembly
AUGGUUUUAGAGACUUUCGAUGUAUCAAACAUACCCUUGGUUAAUGCUGUACCACUCACCCCCGAGAACUUCAAACCCUAUGGCGGUGUUAUAAGUGCAGAUCAUCAAAUCAAAAAUGUUGAGAGCAGUGCAGCCAAUUAUGGGACUGCAACAAAGAUUCACAAAGUUGCACCUAUUGUUAAUAACUACAAAGAUUGUCCAAGUGGUAAGGAACCAACGGCCAAUUGGAACAUUUUCAGAUGCAAAGCACCUGUAAACUUGAUCAACACGAAUGGUGAUGGCUCCAAGAUUUAUAAGUCAAGGGUCUUAGAGCGUCAUCCUUACACAACCCAGACGUUCAUCCCUAUGGGUCAAGACUUAUCCAAGAGGUCUUACUUGGUCAUCGUUGCCAAAACAAACGAAAAGACCCCAGAAAGACUACCAAAUCCAGCCAUGAUCAAAGCUUUCAUAUGUAAGGGAAAUCAAUCGGUAACCUAUGGUGCUGGCACUUGGCACGCACCCAUGGUUGUCAUAGAUGAAGAGGCUCCUCAUAUAGAUUUUGCAGUUUUCAUACAUGAAAAUGGGGUUGCCGAAGAAGACUGCCAGGAAUGCUAUUUUGAACCAGGAUAUGAAAUUAAAUAUUCAACAUCUAGAGACAACAAAUUGUAG